CUCAAUCCACUGUGACCUACUGCUGAAGAAGGAAGUCGAAAAUGAAAGCAUCGAAGGACAAUAGGCCACAGCCCCCAGCGUACAGCGCAGUACCGCCUGGCAACACCACGGCACCGUAUCCAGUGCAGCCUGGGGCACCAGGUGGAUAUCCUGCUCCACCUGGACAUCCUGGAUAUCCUGCUCCACCUGGACAUCCACACAGCGGGGUACCAGUUAGCAAUGUUAUUGGAGGGUAUCCACCACAUGCCGCCGGCAUGGUGAUUAUGCCACCACUGACCGUGGGAGCCGAGUCGUGUACCGUCGUCUGUCCUUCGUGUCGCAAAACCGUCCAGACAGACAUCAAGGUCGUGUCAACCACCAAGACACACAUGUUCGCCUUCUUACUAGCCAUCUUUGGAUGCUGUCUAUGCUGCUGCAUUCCGUACUGUGUGGACAGCCUGAGAGCGAAGCAUCACUACUGUCCGGAGUGUAAAGCUUUUAUUGCAGCUUACGACAGAUGAAUCCCGUUUUUCAACCCUUUGUUUAUAGUGAAUGAUCUGAUGACUCAUGACUUCUGGCACAACGCCACACAUAAGGGUACCAUUGCAAAACACUCUGGCUGUGUGAUAUUGUGAACUAUGAAGCACUGAUUCAUUUUAAAACACUCCAAAGAUAGGAAGUUGUGAAAGCAGAAUAUUAGUGGAGUUCCGCAUGAUACUUUUCCAGUUACUCUAGUACAUGUUCUGCGUUAUUACGCUAAACAUUGAGUAACUGAUAGAAAGUUCAGUUCGAUACACCAAUGUUUGUGUCUUUUUACCUACACAUCUAUUAACUGGUGAGAGAUUGCUGAUAUUUUGGCCACUUCGUAGCUUGCAUUAUGCAACACAGGGCAAUUAACAUGAUUUACGUGCUUUACAGGCAUCAAAAUCUCCAAAUUUCUUAUUGUGUGCAUCACGCAACAGAGUCUGUGCUUUUUCUACAUGUUAUGACAAGAGAGAUAAAACCAUGUUACAGAAUUGAAUCAAUUUCCUGUUAAUUCCUUAUUCGUUUUGUAGCUUUUGUAAACAGUUGUUUACUCACAUACAUUUUUAGAAAUAACUGGCAAAGAUUUUUUAUACAGUGACAUUACUCGCGUAGAAUUCAGUGUAGUUGAUUGUAAUACAGAACUAACGGAAGAUAUCCGUUACCAGCUAUUUUGAAUGGUGCGGGCGAAAA
Messenger RNA from Schistocerca nitens (vagrant locust), 1194 nucleotides. Its product is annotated as lipopolysaccharide-induced tumor necrosis factor-alpha factor homolog. Gene Ontology annotation, molecular function: zinc ion binding. The record is from RefSeq and is a predicted model, not a curated record. The coding region runs from base 42 to 500 and encodes 152 amino acids. The transcript has 4 exons. NCBI's taxonomy places the organism in Eukaryota, Metazoa, Arthropoda, Insecta, Orthoptera, Acrididae.